UCACGACGAGAAAAAAAAAAAGCAGAAAAAUGGAGCAGAGCUUAAAAACUCCCGACAAAUGACUAUUUACCACGGACGCGUACGGCCGCAACGAAACACCGUAGCUGGCUUCGUGUCGGUCGACAGUCGGUCCGGGGAGCGAGGGACAAAAUAUCGGUGAGGAUUAACGCAGAGGCGGGGUGGGAGGACCGGAGGAAGGACUUGAAUAACCAGCUGCGACUCUCCGGAUUACCCACUCGCUGAAAAAGGGAAAACAAGCGACGCUUCGUGGACGUUUUUUUUUUUUCUCUCCGUGCAGAGAGGAUGAGGUGACCGCCAGGAAACGGAGGAAAAGUGCUUGUGGUCGAAGUUGGAAGCGGGGGGGAGGAAACGGAGCGCACCGGGCCUGAGCGGAUAUUUUAGAUGUUGUCGUGUAAACUUCGCUGUCGGGGCCGAAUCUCACGCAGAACCCGCUGAAUCCUCCGCCGAGCCAGAGUUCAUUUAACGCCGAGCUAGUGGUUCAGAAACACCGGAUAUUAAACACGAAGAAGAUCGGUUGCUUGUGCCGAUGCCCACGGCAGACUGCAGGUUGCUCCAUCAUGGCCGGAUCAUGAGGUGUUUGACUUAUCUGCUCCUACUUCCAGAAACACUGAAGAAGUCCAAGAAGGUCGGCAAGCUCCCGGGCAGGCUGCCGGUAUGUUAUGAGAUCCUGACCCUGUCCCUGACCAGCAAGAAGAAGAAGCAGCAGCAGAAGCAGGAGGAGGAGGAGGAGGAGGAGAAGAUGGCUGCGGAGUUGUACCCCGCCGCCAACACCAACAACACCAACCUGUCCAACGGCACCACGGUGGCGGACACCGAGAAGACCAAGGAGGUGCAGGUGAGCCAGGCCAGCAGCAGCAGCGCCGCGACCACCCCGACCACCCAGCAGAACAUCAACAACAACAACGUAGACCCGCCGAGCUGGCAGUGCAGCCACCCCACACUGAGAGAGAGGAAUGCCUUGAUGUUUAACAAUGAGCUGAUGGCUGAUGUCCACUUCAUUGUUGGCCCCUUGGGGGGGACUCAGAAGGUUCCAGCACACAAGUAUGUGCUGGCCGUGGGAAGCUCGGUCUUCUGUGCCAUGUUUUACGGCGAUCUGGCGGAGGAGGAGUCUGAGAUCCAUAUCCCAGAUGUGGAACCUGCUGCUUUUCUAAUUCUGCUGAAGUACCUGUACAGCGAUGAGAUUGACCUGGAAGCAGACACGGUGCUGGCCACCCUGUAUGCCGCCAAGAAGUACAUCGUACCUGCACUGGCCAAGGCCUGCGUCACCUUCCUGGAAACGAGCCUGGAGGCCAAGAACGCCUGCGUGCUGCUCUCCCAGAGCCGCCUGUUCGAGGAGCCGGAGCUCACGCAGCGCUGCUGGGAGGUGAUCGACGCUCAGGCCGAGCUGGCGUUGUGCUCCGAGGGCUUCUGCGAGAUCGACCUGCAGACGCUGGAGAUCAUCCUGCGGAGGGAGACACUCAACACCAAGGAGGUGGUGGUGUUCGAGGCAGUUAUGAACUGGGCCGCGGCGGAGUGCAAGAGACAGGGUUUGGGGCCCACGACCCGCAACAGAAGAGACGUCCUGGGCAAGGCGCUGUUCUUGGUGCGCAUCCCCUCCAUGAGCCUGAAGGAGUUUGCAGACGGGGCGGCGCAAUGUGACAUCCUGACACUGGAGGAGACGCACAACGUGUUCCUGUGGUACACUGCAGCUAAAAAGCCCGACCUGGACUUCCCUCUGACCGCGAGGCAGGGCCUGAAGCCUCAGAGGUGCCACCGCUUCCAGUCCUCGGCCUAUCGGAGCAACCAGUGGCGCUACCGCGGCCGGUGCGACAGCAUCCAGUUCGCGGUGGACAAGAGGAUCUUUAUCGCCGGUCUGGGGCUGUACGGGUCGAGCGGCGGCAAAGCCGAGUACAGCGUGAAAAUCGAACUGAAGAGACAGGGGGUGACCCUGGCGCAGAACCUGACAAAGUUCGUGUCGGACGGGUCGAGCAGUACGUUUUCGGUGUGGUUCGAGCAUCCUGUUCAGGUGGAGCAGGACGCGUUCUACACGGUGAGCGCCGUGCUGGACGGGAAUGAACUGAGCUAUUUUGGCCAGGAGGGCAUGACGGAGGUGCAAUGUGGGAAGGUGACAUUUCAAUUCCAGUGCUCCUCCGACAGCACCAACGGGACCGGAGUACAGGGAGGACAGAUCCCCGAGCUCGUGUUCUAUGCAUGAGCUGCUCCGGACUGCUGAUGGGAAAUUAGGUUUAUCCUCGCCUCCCAGCCUUCAAAGUAAUGUAGCAUUAAAGACACUUGACUAAUGUCACACUAAAUGGCCUGGUUAGUUCUUUGAGAGACUAUUUUAAAAGUCAAGGAGCUGUUGUUCUAUCUUAUUUAAUUUAAUGUUAUUUUUUUAAUUUAAAUACUGGGUUAACGUUAUUUGCUCUGACGCCUGUGUUUAAGGGCUGCGGCUGCUGUAGAAACAACAUUAAUGCAGUGAUUUGUGGUUAUGUAAUCAAGCUGAGCUCCACAACUGGAACAAGUAGAGACUGCUUCUAAAUUGUGUAAUUGCAAGUCUAUAUACAAUGUUGUUACUAUAGUCUGAGCAGCAACAUUACACCAGGAGCAAACUUUAUGUAGUGUUAUGAUUCUAAAUGCAAAAAAAUAGUAAAAAAGUAGAAAUCUUGUCAAGAACAGAGUUGUUUUGCACUUGAGAGGAUGGCCUCAGAAACGUUGUGUCUUUUGUAAAAUACAAUUUAACUGUUAACAGCUUGAUGCUGUUAAAGAUGACCAGAUGUGUUCUGUACAAGAAUGCUUAUACACCUGAUGAUGAAACAUAAAGGUUAUAAUGUGA
Molecule: messenger RNA, 2833 nt
Organism: Centropristis striata (black sea bass)
Lineage: Eukaryota; Metazoa; Chordata; Actinopteri; Perciformes; Serranidae
Product: BTB/POZ domain-containing protein 6-B-like
Exons: 4
Coding region: 548-2215 (555 amino acids)
Biological process (GO): neurogenesis
Cellular component (GO): cytosol
Molecular function (GO): protein binding
Source: RefSeq, a predicted model, not a curated record